Molecule: messenger RNA, 2070 nt
Organism: Micropterus dolomieu (smallmouth bass)
Lineage: Eukaryota; Metazoa; Chordata; Actinopteri; Centrarchiformes; Centrarchidae
Gene: scg2b
Product: secretogranin II b
Exons: 1
Coding region: 259-2070 (603 amino acids)
Cellular component (GO): secretory granule
Source: RefSeq, a predicted model, not a curated record
UGUAUCUCCUCGCGCACAGCAUCACAGCAUCAUAUCAUUCAAUUUGCAGAGCGACUCCCUGGUAGGUAUACGGUAUACAAAUCCCAGAACAAAACAGACUCGCUCAGGCUCGUGCUCGCUGCUUUCCAGUAAGUUUUUGUCCGGGAUAAUUAGAAACAGAAAUCCGAGUAAAUGUAGGCUACUUUGUUGGUUUUUUUCCCCACUUCUUUCACUAAUAUGUUAUGCUCUCUUGAUAUUGCAGGUAAUAAAUAGCCUAUAAUGCUGCAUUUCCACCACAAGUUGCCCGCGGGGGGAGCCGUGGUCCUGCUCGCCUUCCUCCUCCAUGGAUGCGCCGUGCAGGCUGCGUCUCUCCCCCGCCACUACAGGCUCCGAGGCGGGGAGAGUGAGGGGCAGCCGGCUGCCUACCCACCCAGCUCCGACAUGAUCAAAGCCCUGGAGUACAUCGAGAACCUGAAGCAGCGGAACGGGGGCCGAGCAGAGCCCGUGGAUUACGACGAAGUGGACAAGUUCAGGGUUCUGCUUCAGCUCGCCUCGCAGCAGGACGAGAGUCCCGGGGACCGUCAGCCUGCCCCCGGCAUGCAGAGGCAGGACAUUAACGCUGAGCAGCUUAUGAAAGCCCUGCUCAAGUCUCUCCAGGAUCAGGCCGGGAAAGACGCAAAGGUCAGCCCCGCAUCGGCGCCCAGGAACGACCGCCGCACACACAGGCACCGCACCAAAGACACUGAAGUCCCCGAGAGCGCGCCCGUAGACUACGGUAAUUUCCCCAGGCCCCACAAGAAAUACCCGCUGAUGUUUGAGGAUGAGGAGAACACAGACGCUUCCAAGAGGGCCACAGAGGACCUGGACGAGCAGUACACACCCCAGAGCCUCGCCAAUUUACGCUCCAUCUUUGAAGAGCUUGGGAGGAUGCCCUCCGUCGCCGGCCAGAAGAGAGACGUGUUCGGGGACGACGAUGAUGAGGAGGACGACGACGGAUUCGGCCUGAGAAACCAGGCCUACGAGGAUGUUGCCGGAGGAGAGGAGUGGGUCCCCGUAGAGGAGAGGGAGGAGACGGAAGAGAUGGUCAACGGGAGCCACGAAGAAAUGGACAGGGCGCUCGGAGACCAGGAGGAAGCUGAGAGGGAUGAGAUACAACGUCGGGCGAGCCAGAACCAAGAGGACGCCGAUGAUGACACCAAGUUGGUAGAUUACUACCUGUUGAAGGUCCUGGAGAUGAGCGACCAGACGCAGAAGAGGGACAAGACCGGGGAGCAGAGAAAGAGACUGAUCCGCCCCUCCAUCGUGGAUCCUCGGACAGUGAAGGAGUUGCUGGAGCUCUCCCUGAAGCUCCACGUCCCUCCGCAGGACCUUAUCGAUAUGCUGCUCACAGAGGAGCUCAGGAAGCUCCACCGCGCUCCCCACGCGUCAGCUCGAUACCCGACCGGCCAGACCCCCAAGAUUAGGUACUUCAGCCGUAGACUACCAGUGAAGAGUAAGACCACCCCCGAAGACAUGGACAGAGAGGACUUUUUAGACAUCAUCGGCGUGGAGACUAUUAGUAACGAGUAUCCUGUGGUGCAGAGGCCCCUGAAGACUUCUCCCUCCUCGGACAGAACCCCAGCGGCGCCCAACCCGGUUGCAAAUUCAAGUCCAGUUAAAAUCCCUCCUCCCUCCGGGCGCAGGGAGAACCUGUUUUUAUCCGAGCUCAAUAAAAUGCCCCUGAAACGUCAGGCCGAUGGUGUUGAUGAUGAAGAUGAUGAUGGCGGCGAUGUGGAAGACGAGGUGACGACCUACCUGGCGGCUAAAAUCCUCACAGAGUACCCCAACACCAUCACCAAGCGGGAUACCCAGGCGCAGCUGAAGGGACAGUUCCCCUACGAGCUGUACGAGCGGGCCCUGAAGGACUACUUGGGUCAAGCAGACACUGAAAGGAGGCCAGUGGCAAAGCGGGAAACCGAGGUGGCCACAGAGGACGUUAAUCCCACAGAGAUGGAAGGGAAAGAGGAGAUAACGGCCAAGACCUCGGCUCCACAGACCGCAAAUGAAGAAGAGGAGAAGGAGCACCGUGAAAAAACAGUGGCUGGGAUGUAG